AUCAUGGCUCCUUCUCGAGAAUUUGCAUCCCACCAGACUGGUGGCUCUGGCACUUUACCAAGUUCUGUUCCCGUGCUCAUUGUGGGCGGAGGUCCUACUGGUCUAUUGCAGGCCCUUCUUCUAUCUCGACUCGGUGUUCAAUCAUUGAUCAUCGAGCGUUAUCCCGAGCGUCUCGCUGCCCCAAAAGCCCACGCGAUCAACCCUCGCUCUUUGGAAAUAUUGCGUCAAUUUGAAUUAGGCGAGAAGCAUGUGCGACAGCUAGGCACUUCGCGAGAUGAUAGCUCCUCGGUGAAUUUUCUCACCAAUCUUUGUGGAGACGCGAUUGGCAGGCUCCCGUAUGAGCGUAUGGAUCCUGCAGUUUUGAAUGAUACGCCAGAGAUGAUCCAUAAUUUACCCCAACCAGCCCUAGAGCAAGAAUUCUCCAAUUUUAUUGCAAAGGAUCCCAACAUUACCUUGAUCAAGGGGUUCAGUAUCCAUGCCGUGGAGCAGACUAAAAAUGAAGUCAUAGCGACAAUUGAGGAACGGUCGACUGGAAAACUCUAUAACACAAAGUCCCGUCAUCUUAUAGCCUGUGAUGGCCGUAGAAGCAAGGUCCGCGAGCUGCUCGGUAUUGAGUCUGAGAGCGAAGACUCAGACCAGACAAUGAUGACCAUUCAUUUCAAUGCCAAUCUACGACCCGUCGUUGGUGACCGUGUCGGUAUGCUGUACUGGAUAAUGGACCCUAUAGCUGCGGGCUUUAUUAUCGGCUAUGAUCUCGAUGGGAUCCAGGUACAUAUCAGCCAGGUAGACGUUGAGCAGUACCCGGUUGAAUUAUGGACAGAAGAUAUGUGCAGGGCCAAGAUUCGCAGUGCUAUUGGUAAAGAUAACGUUCCGUUUGAUAUCCUGAGCUAUCGCCCCUGGGUCUUCCGUCGACAAGUUGCUUUGACAUUCCAGGAGGGGAAUAUCUUCCUGGCUGGAGAUGCUGCUCACUCAUUUCCCCCAACUGGUGGACUAGGCUUGAAUUGUGGUCUUGCAGAUGUUCACAACUUGGCUUAUAAGAUUGCCUUGGUUCACCGGGGAGUGGCGACACCAUCUAUACUUUCGACAUACACUGCCGAACGACGCGGCGUUGCGGAUUCCUAUUCUAAGCAGAGCGUUAAGAACGGUAAGGAGAUAUUUGCACUGCUGCAAAGUCUCAAGACCGCUGGUGUCGAUGAUGCUAUGCAAGCGCGAGAGAAUAUGGUGGCAACAUUGGCGGAUCCAGCUCAGCGCACACAGGUUGAGGCAGGUAUUGAAGGACAGAGGGAGCAUUUUGAUAAUUUGGAGCUUCAUAUUGGAUAUGUGUAUGGGGCUACCAAGCCACCACCUCACGCUUCUCGUUACUCUCCGAAAUUUGUGCCUGGGGCGCGCUUGCCUCAUAGUUGGAUCAGUUUCCCAGGUGACCUCUCGCCGAUGACACAGGCAGCCAAACGUUCUUCGCUGCCUCAGGAGCCAGUCGAUGUAUCCUAUGUCAGGGAGCUCGACGCAGGUCAGGUUCGCGCUUGCCAGUGGAGUACCCUUGAUCUCUGUGGCCCCGACUCUUGGACUUUGAUUUUGGGGAAGGAGCAGCAAAAUCCUCACAUUGCACUUUUGCAGAAGCACUUCACCGUGAUUGGUAUAACUCUGAAUGCCUGGCGGUUGGGAGUGGACUUUGAAAUUGUCAGGCAAAGCUGGUUCGCUGAUGAGUUGGUUAAUGGUGGGGGGAUUCUGAUUCGUCCUGAUCAGCACAUCUUAGCAAGGGUCUCUACUGAGACAAAUGGAGAAGACGUGAUUGAAGAAGUGAACAAACACCUUGGGAUUUCAAAUCGUUAA
Molecule: messenger RNA, 1830 nt
Organism: Penicillium crustosum
Lineage: Eukaryota; Fungi; Ascomycota; Eurotiomycetes; Eurotiales; Aspergillaceae
Exons: 6
Molecular function (GO): FAD binding
Source: RefSeq, a predicted model, not a curated record